Molecule: messenger RNA, 11412 nt
Organism: Castor canadensis (American beaver)
Lineage: Eukaryota; Metazoa; Chordata; Mammalia; Rodentia; Castoridae
Gene: Dmxl1
Product: Dmx like 1
Biological process (GO): vacuolar acidification
Cellular component (GO): RAVE complex
Molecular function (GO): protein binding
Source: RefSeq, a predicted model, not a curated record
GAAACGCACAGUGAGCUGCGGAGGACCGUGGGGGUGGCGGCGCCGGAGCCGGGAAGGGACAGGUCAGGCGGACGGGCGAGCGCGUGCAGCCUACACCUCCUGGGCUCGGCCAGCCGGCUGAGCGCAGCCGGGGGACGUGUGUACGCAGCGCGGCCCUCCUGGUCCGCACGUCGGCCCCGGAUCGCGCCGCGCCUCCUCGGGCCUCGGCGGGCGGUGACAGGUGCGCGGAGGCGCGGCGCUCUCUAGCCCGCCGGCCCGUCCCCUCCGGGCCUCGCCCGCCGGCUCGGGAUGAGCCGAGGGCCCCGACCGAGCGGCCCCGGCUCCAGCUCUCGGCGCCUGUCGCGGCCGCCGCCCCUGAGCGGAGGAGGACGCGGCCGCUGACUGGCGGGCAUGAGCUAGUCGCGGUUGCUGCCGCGGUACUGUGCGCCGACAUGAACCUGCACCAGGUGUUGACCGGCGCGGUGAACCCUGGCGACCACUGCUUCUCCGUGGGCAGUGUCGGCGACCAGCGCUUCACGGCAUAUGCAUCUGGAUGUGACAUUGUAAUACUGGGAAGUGAUUUUGAAAGAUUACAGAUCAUCCCAGGAGCUCAGCAUGGAAACAUUCAAGUAGGGUGUAUAGACUGCUCAAUGCAGCAAGGCAAGAUUGCAGCAUCCUACGGAAACGUUAUCUCUAUUUUUGAACCAGUCAGUCUACCAAGACAAAAGAAAAAUUUGGAAUUUUAUAAUCAGUGGCAGAAAAGGGGCCAGUUUUUUCUGGACUCAAUAGCACACAAUAUCACUUGGGAUCCUACAGGAAAUCGUCUUUUGACUGGUUCCAGCUCUUUGCAACUCUGGUCCAAUGUUAACUUGCAGAAGCAAACUGAAGAUGAAAAUCCAGAGAAAAUGGAUCUUAACUUUGGGGACUGGAGAUGCAUUUGGCAUUGCAAAACUUCUUCUCAAGUUCAUUUAAUGAAAUUUUCACCAGAUGGAGAAUUUUUUGCCACUGCUGGGAAGGAUGACUGUCUUUUAAAGGUUUGGUAUAAUGUAGAAAACUGGCGGACAGCUGUUACCUCUCCAGAUAGAAGUUCAGAAAAACAGUCCCAAGGAGAAAUUGACUUUUCUUUUGUAUAUCUGGCCCAUCCUCGAGCUGUAAAUGGAUUUUCCUGGCGCAAAACAAGCAAAUACAUGCCUAGGGCUUCUGUAUGUAAUGUGCUGUUGACUUGCUGCAGAGAUAAUGUAUGUCGUCUUUGGGUAGAAACAUUUUUACCAAAUGAUUGUUUGUUGUAUGGAGGCGACUGCAACCAUUGGUCUGAACCAAUUAACUUAACAAAUAACUUCAAGAGAAAUGCUUCCAGCAAAGAAAGAGUUCAAAAUGCUUUAGAAGUAAACCUGAGGCCUUUUCGUAGAGGCCGCAGGAGAUCACUUGCCCUCGUAGCACAUACCGGCUACCUGCCUCACCAGCAGGAUCCUCAUCAUGUCCACAGGAAUGCCCCACUGCAUGCCAAUGCACUGUGCCACUUUCACAUUGCAGCCAGCAUCAACCCUGCCACAGACAUUCCACUUCUUCCAUCUAUCACGUCUCUGAGUCUAAGUGAAAAUGGAGAGGCGAGCGGGCCCUUUGUGGUGCACUGGUUAAACAACAAAGAGCUGCAUUUCACAUUGUCCAUGGAAGUCUUUUUACAGCAGCUUAGAAAGAGUUGUGAACAGCCAUCUUCUGAGGCCAGUGUAGAGGACGCUAACCAGGCAGAUGUGAAGUCUGAUGAAGAAAUGGAUGAGGCUGUUGAUGACCUGAAAACAAAUCAUGAGAAAGAGUUGGGUGAAGAUAAAGUAGUACCAAGCUCAAGCUGCACACCACUGUCAUCAGCAGCUAUUGAUCGGGAGAUCGAAGUGCUUCUGUCUGAGUGGAGUGAGAACGCAGACAUGCUGUUCAGUAUCCAUCCCAUGGACGGCUCCUUACUCGUGUGGCAUGUGGACUGGCUGGAUGAGUACCAGCCUGGUAUGUUUCGCCAAGUCCAGGUGUCCUUCGUCUCCAGAAUUCCUGUAGCUUUCCCCACGGGUGAUGCCAGCUCCCUUUGCAAAAGCAUAGUGAUGUAUGCCUGUACCAAGAAUGUCGACUUGGCUCUUCAGCAAGGGAGACAGAAACCUUCCGGCCUCACUCGUUCCACAUCAAUGCUUAUCUCUUCUGGUCAAAAUAAAUCAUCUCAUAGUUUAAAAUUAAGUAUUUUUACCCCUAAUGUUAUGAUGAUUUCAAAGCAUGCUGAUGGGUCUCUGAAUCAGUGGCUGGUCAGUUUUGCUGAGGAAUCUGCUUUUUCUACAGUUCUUAGUAUUUCUCACAAAUCCAGAUAUUGUGGUCAUCGCUUCCAUCUUAAUGACUUAGCUUGCCACUCAGUGUUACCAUUGUUACUGACAACAUCACACCAUAAUGCAUUAAGGACACCAGGUACUGAUAAUCCAAAGAAACCUUGUGAUGCUAUAAAUAUUGAAGAAUGUACUCUGAUACCACAAAAUAAAAGCACUGCUGAUGUGGCAUUUCAGGAUCCCAAUGCAGUGUAUAGUGAGCUCAUUCUCUGGAGGGUUGACCCAGUCGGGCCAUUGUCAUUUUCUGGAGGAGUGUCUGAGCUUGCCCGGAUUAAUUCUCUUCACAUUUCUGCCUUUUCCAAUGUGGCAUGGCUCCCUACUCUCAUCCCCAGUUAUUGUCUAGGUGCGUACUGCAACUCUCCUAGUGCGUGCUUUGUGGCAAGUGAUGGCCAGUGUCUGAGGCUAUAUGAAGCUGUUAUUGAUGCCAAGAAGCUUUUAUGUGAACUUUCCAACCCCGAAAUUUCUAAAUAUGUUGGGGAAGUGUUUAACAUCGUCAGUCAGCAAUCAACAGCCAGGCCAGGAUGCAUUAUGGCGUUAGAUCCCAUUACCAAGCUUCAUGGCAGAAAAACCCAGCUGCUUCAUGUUUUUCAAGAAGACUUCAUUUUGAAUAACCUUGAUAAGAAAAGUCUGGGGAAAGACAACGUUUUAUCUGAUACAGGCAGCUCAACUAAUGGAUUUUCUGAAAAGUUCUACCUAGUUGUAAUAGAGUGUACUCAAGACAACCAUUCACUGUUACACAUGUGGAAGUUACACUUAAAGUCAAUUCCUGUCUCAUUGGAUGAAAAAGUAGAUACAAAAAUAUCUGAGUCAGUUUGGCAACCAGAAGAACAUUAUUCUUCCUCUCCAGAGAAGAUCAUAUCUCCGUUUUCACAGAAGUAUCAGGCUUGCAGAGCAAAUCUGCAGAGCACAAGCAAGUUGUCUCUUCUCUCUGAAAUGGUGUAUAGCCAAGAGUUUCCCUUGCCAGAAGGAGUGGAGAUAAUAAGUGUGAAGCCAUCAGCAGGACAUCUGAGCUCUUCUUCCAUAUAUCCUGCCUGCAGUGCCCCAUAUUUGUUGGCAACUUCAUGCUCAGAUGAUAAAGUAAGAUUUUGGAGAUGCAGAGUAACAGAUGGAGAAUCUGCCACAUCAAGGGAUGGAAAAACAGAUCUCACAUACAUUUGGGAAGAAUGGCCAUUACUUAUUGAAGAUGGACUUCAGAGCAACAGUAGUGUAAUUGUACCUGGUAGGCCUGUAGAAGUUAGCUGUGCACAUACAAAUCGUUUAGCAGUAGCUUAUAAGCAGCCUGCAUCUAAUAGUAGAUCUUCUCAGGACUUUGUGAUGCAUGUAAGUAUUUUUGAAUGUGAGUCUACAGGAGGUUCAUGUUGGGUCCUUGAACAGACAAUUCAUUUAGAUGAGUUAAGCACAGUGCUGGAUUCUGGAAUUAGUAUCGAUAGCAAUUUAGUGGCAUAUAAUAAACCAGAGGCGUAUUUAUUCAAUAAAGAAUGUAUGACAUCAAACACAAAGCAUUUAGUUCACUUAGAUUGGAUGUCUAGAGAAGAUGGUUCUCAUAUCCUGACUGUAGGAAUUGGAUCAAAACUUUUCAUGUAUGGGCCCCUGUCUGGCAAGAUCCAAGAACAGACUGGUAAGGAAAGCCUGGUACUCCCUCUCUGGGAGAGCACAAAAGCCGUGCCUCUUUCUAGAUUUGUGCUGUUACGAAGUGUAGACCUAGUUUCCUCUGUGGAAGGCUCCCCACCUUUCCCCGUUUCUCUGUCGUGGGUCCGGGAUGGCAUCCUCGUGGUAGGAAUGGAUUGUGAGAUGCACGUAUAUUCCCAGUGGCAGCCGUACUCUAAACAAGAUACAAUUAGAGCAGAUUCAUGCAAUGGGAGCACGCCAUCUAUACUGAGCUUAAUAAAACAGAGUAACUCGUCAAGCUCUGGACUGCACCCUCCAAAGAAAACUCUGACUCGAUCCAUGACCAGUCUUGCCCAGAAAAUCUGUGGAAAGAAAAGUGCACUUGAUCCAUCAGUGGAUAUGGAAGAUUCUGGUCUUUUUGAAGCAGCUCAUGCGCUUUCUCCAACUUUACCUCAGUACCAUCCCUUGCAGCUUUUGGAACUCAUGGAUCUUGGCAAAGUUCGAAGAGCAAAGGCUAUAUUGUCACAUCUUGUCAAGUGCAUUGCUGGGGAGGUUGUCGCUCUGAAUGAAGCUGAAUCCAAUCACGAGCGCCGCUUGAGGUCUCUCACCAUCAGCGCUAGUGGUAGCACCAGCAGAGACCCCCAGGCCUUCAACAAAGCCGAAAGUACAGACUACACAGAGAUAGACUCUGUCCCUCCGCUUCCCUUGUAUGCCUUACUUGCAGCAGAUGACGACAGCUCCUAUGCGUCUUUGGAGAAAUCCAGUAAGGAUGGUUUCCUAAAUAAGUCAAAUCUAUUGUCAAAAGAAAGCUAUGAUCAGCUUUUUCAAACUGCAGCUCCCACAUUGGACACCCACGUGCUGGAGACUGAGGAGGAACGCGUGGAGCCCAGAGUCAUUGACCUCUCACGGUACAGCCCAGCAUACUUUGGUCCUGAACAUGCUCAGGUUCUUUCCAGCCACUUGCUUCACUCUAGUUUGCCAGGACUCAGCCGCAUGGAGCAGAUGUCUCUGAUGGCCUUAGCAGACACAAUUGCCACCACAAGCACUGACAUUGGAGAAAGCAGAGACAAAAGCCAAGGUGGAGAAACUCUCGAUGAGUGUGGGUUAAAGUUUCUUUUGGCUGUUCGACUCCACACUUUCCUCACAACUUCCCUUCCAGCCUAUCGAGCUCAGCUGCUGCAUCAAGGCCUGUCUAGUAGUCAUUUUGCUUGGGCAUUUCACUCAGUGGCAGAAGAAGAACUGCUGAACAUGCUACCUGCAAUGCAGAAAAAUGAUCCCACUUGGUCUGAACUACGAGCCAUGGGUGUGGGCUGGUGGGUGCGAAAUGCCCUCCUCUUACGAAGAUGCAUAGAGAAAGUAGCCAAAGCAGCCUUUAAUAGAAACAAAGAUCCUUUAGAUGCUGCUAUUUUUUACCUUGCAAUGAAAAAGAAAGCUGUGAUUUGGGGCUUAUAUAGAUCUCAAAAAGAUACGAGAAUGACACAAUUUUUUGGACACAAUUUUGAAGAGGAAAGGUGGCGUAAAGCAGCUUUGAAGAAUGCUUUUUCUUUGCUAGGGAAACAAAGAUUUGAACAUUCUGCAGCAUUUUUUCUUUUAGCUGGUUGCCUCAGAGAUGCAGUUGAGGUAUGCCUUGAGAAGCUGAAUGACAUUCAGUUAGCUCUUGUAAUAGCAAGACUCUAUGAGUCUGAAUUUGACAAAUCUGCAACAUAUAAAUCUGUCUUACAAAAAAAAGUGCUGGGAAUUGACUCUCCUGUCCACAAGCUGAGUUCUUUGAGCAUAAAUAUGCACUGUGAUCCUUUUCUCCGGAGUAUGGCACAUUGGAUUUUGGAGGAUUAUGGUAGUGCUCUGGAAACACUGAUAAAGCAACCUGCCAGAGAGGAUGAUGAUCAAGUCAUGAUGUCAGCCUGUAAUCCUACAGUUUUUAAUUUCUACAAUUAUCUAAGAACACAUCCUCUUUUGCUGAGACGUCAUUUUGGAUCAUCUGAUACAUUUUCCACACACAUGGAUUUAGUAGAAAGAAGUGGACUGGUGGGAACAAUUAACUUAAGUGAAAGAAAAUUAUUUUUUACUACUGCCAGUGCUCAUCUAAAAGCUGGCUGUCCUAUGUUGGCUCUGGAAGUAUUGUCAAAGAUGCCCAAAGUCAUCAAGAAAACAAAACCUUUGUGUAGAGGAUCUAGCUUUCUGGAUACCAGUAAAGAUUCUUCUCUACUAAAAUUGGAUGCAAGAGAAGAUACGUCUUCUGCUGUAGAUUGGUCACAGUCACUGCUGAAUGGUUUUGGAUCUCCUUCAGAGAGUUCUUCAGAGAAGCACUCAAACUCCACUCUUUCUUUUGACUGGAACCAACCAAGUGUUAUAUUUCAGGAUGACUCUUUAGAGUUAAAAUGGGACAGCGAUGAUGAUGAAGAAAAUGAGGAUCUCCCAAUUUCAAUGAAAGAACUAAAACCUUUACAGAGAAAAGUAGAUACAAAAUUAGAUGAAGUAAGCAAUUAUACAGACUCUUUCAGCACAUUAGAUGAAAAUGACAUUUUAAAUCCAUCAGAAGAUAUAAUUGCUGUUCAAUUAAAAUUUAGAGCAUGUUUAAAGAUCCUCACAGUAGAACUUCGUACUUUAUCUACUGGCUAUGAAAUAGAUGGUGGGAAAUUGCGUUACCAACUGUACCACUGGCUUGAAAAAGAAGUGGUAGCUCUUCAAAGAACUUGUGACUUUUGCUCAGAUGCUGAAGAACUGCAUCCCACUUUUGAUAAAGGUAGAGGUGAGUUUGGAGUAAAUGAGGACUGUGAUGAUUUGCGUCACCAAACAAAAGCAAAGCAACUAAGAGAGAGUUUUCAAGAAAAGAGACAGUGGCUCUUGAAAUACCAGUCACUCUUGAGAAUGUUUCUUAGCUACUGCAUACUUCAUGGCUCCCAUGGUGGGGGUCUUGCAUCUGUGAGAAUGGAAUUAAUUUUGCUUUUGCAAGAAUCUCAACAGGAAACAUCAGAACCACUAUUUCCUAGCCCUCUGUCAGAGCAAACCUCAGUGCCUCUCCUCUUUGCUUGUACAGCCAGUGCCAAAACAGUAGUUGCCAAUCCACUGUUGCACCUUAGUAAUCUAACACAUGAUAUUCUUCAUGCCAUAGUCAACUUUGAUUCACCACCUCAGCCCGAUAGCCAAAGCAAUAAAGUAUAUGUGAUGCACACUCUGGCUGCCUCACUUUCCGCUUGUAUUUACCAGUGCCUUUGCGGUAGUCAUAACUACAGUUCCUUUCAGACAAAUGAGUUUACUGGGAUGGUGUACCAGCCAGUGCUGCUUCCUCAUCGGCACUCCCUGAGAACGGGAAGCCUAGAUGAGGCAAUAACUCCCAACACGGUACCAGCGCAGUGGCCAGGAAUAACUUGUCUCAUUCGACUUUUGAAUUCUUCUGGCGAGGAAGCCCAGUCAGGACUUACAGUCUUGCUUUGUGAGAUCCUCACAGCAGUGUAUCUUAGUCUCUUCAUCCAUGGCCUGGCCACACAUUCUAGUAAUGAACUGUUUCGGAUUGUGGCCCAUCCUUUAAAUGAAAAAAUGUGGUCUGCUGUAUUUGGUGGAGGUGUACAUGUUCCCAGCAAAGAACAGAUACACUCAAAAGCUUUACCUGGAAGGCAUUUUGCUGUGCCUUGCUCUCACCAGGUAGUGGUAUUCUCCAUGGAAUGUGUGGGCUUUUCCAAAGCUCUGUCAGCCAUCAGUGCUCAUAGCCCUCCCAGUCUUGCAGUUUCUUCACUGGUUGAAGAAGGAGAAAAGCAACAUAAACAUUUUAGGGCAUCAAAACCAUCUUGCAAAGACUCUACCCCACUGACCUCUUCCUCACCAGCUGUAAACCAGGAGUCACUGGCAGUUAAGGAGAAGUUCAUUCCACCUGAGCUCAGUAUCUGGGACUAUUUCAUAGCCAAGCCUUUUCUACCCCCUUCCCAAAGUAGAGCAGAAUAUGAUUCAGAGGAGAGUCUGGAAAGUGGUGAUGAUGAGGAUGAGGAUGAUGGUGAUGUCUCAGCUUCAGAUUUCCAUCUCUAUGAGCAUUCUAAUCCAAAUUCAUACAGUUGGUCAUUGAUGCGACUGACGAUGGUGCAGUUGGUGCUCAGCAACCUGAAGGCUUUCUAUCCCUUUGCAGGUCAUGAUCUUGCAGAGCUUCCAGUCAGUUCUCCUCUUUGUCAUGCGGUUCUAAAAACUCUUCAGUGUUGGGAACAAGUUCUUCUCCGACGGCUUGAAAUCCAUGGCGGACCACCUCAAAAUUACAUCUCAAGUCAUACCUCUGAAGAGAGUUUGUCUGUAGGUCCAGCAAUUCUCCGCCACAAAGCUUUACUGGAACCUACAAACACUCCUUUCAAAUCUAAACAUCACCUGGCCCUGUCUGUGAAGAGGCUUUGGCAGUACUUGGUGAAGCAGGAAGAAAUUCAAGAAACCUUUAUCAGGAAUAUAUUCACAAAGAAGCGAUGUCUAAAUGAGUCAUUAGAGGACAACAGUGAAACCAUCAAAAAUUCUAUGAUGGAGGAUCAAAACAUCAAUAAGAUAGAAGCAGAUUUAGGAUAUCCUGGAGGUAAAGCAAGAAUUAUUCAUAAGGAAUCAGAUAUCAUUACUGCCUUUGCUGUUAAUAAAGCAAAUAGAAAUUGCAUAGCAAUCGCCUCUAGCCAUGAUGUUCAAGAACUGGAUGUUUCUGGAAUUCUGGCUACACAGAUCUAUACUUGGGUGGAUGAUGACAUAGAAAUGGAAGCCAAAGGGUCAGAAGAUUUCCUGGUUAUACAUGCUCGUGAUGACAUGACAGCUGUGCAGGGCACAACCCCGUACACUCAUAGCACUCCUGGCACUCCAAUCAACAUGCCAUGGCUUGGCAGCACGCAGACUGGCCGCGGAGCCUCUGUGAUGAUUAAGAAAACCAUUAAUAAUGUCAGAAGAAUGACUUCUCACCCAACUCUUCCUUACUAUCUGACAGGAGCUCAAGAUGGGAGUGUCAGGAUGUUCGAGUGGGGCCAUUCACAACAGAUAACGUGCUUUCGGUCUGCUGGCAAUGCGAGAGUCACAAGGAUGAGAUUUAACUAUCAGGGAAAUAAGUUUGGAAUAGUUGAUGCUGAUGGAUAUUUAAGUUUGUAUCAAACCAACUGGAAAUGUUGUCCAGUUACUGGGACCAUGCCUAAGCCAUACCUGACUUGGCAGUGUCAUAACAAGACAGCUAAUGAUUUUGUCUUCGUUAGUUCCUCCUCUCUGAUAGCUACAGCUGGUCUUUCAACUGACAAUAGAAACAUAUGCUUGUGGGAUACACUUGUAGCACCUGCUAAUAGUUUAGUCCACGCAUUUACAUGCCAUGAUAGUGGAGCCACAGUUUUAGCAUAUGCUCCCAAACAUCAACUGCUAAUAUCAGGUGGCAGAAAAGGGUUCACAUGUGUAUUUGACCUUGGACAGCGACAACAGAAGCGGCUCUUUCAGAGCCAUGAUUCUGCAGUGAAAGCCAUUGCUAUUGAUCCAACUGAAGAGCAUUUUGUUACAGGAUCUGCAGAGGGCAAUAUAAAGAUUUGGAGUCUUUCUACCUUCAGUCUUCUCCAUACUUUUAUCAGUGAACACGCCCGACAGUCCCUUUUUAGGAACAUUGGAACCGGAGUGAUGCAGAUUGAAACGGGGCCAGCAAAUCACAUCUUCUCUUGUGGAGCUGACGGUACUGUGAAGAUGAGGAUCCUGCCAGACCAGCUGAGCCCCUGGAGUGAAGAGCUGAAAAAUGACGUGAAGUUUAUGCUGUGAAGAUGUGUGACUUACUACCUGUUUCAUGGAAAUCAUUCUCCAGAUAAGCUGACGUGCUUCUGUUUUCAUGGUUAUCUUACAGAGCUUUGCUGAUGUACUGAUGCCUUAAAAAGUUAACAAACCCUUGAGAGCUACAUCCCUUCACCUAAGUAGAAUGCUAAGGAAUGCUGUGAGAAAGCAAACUGAUGGCGUGUCUCAUUGGGUGCAUUCAGGGUUCAGGGAGUGUCUGCUCAUUGUUGAUGAGCUCCUGAAGACAUUUCUGCAUGGACAUCUUUAAGUAAGCACAACAGUAUGGAACACUCAUCCUUCAUUCCCCUACCAGACUCACCAAUCGCAAGCUCUUUCCUCUUAAUAAUGAUAAAUUGUUAUGUGGGUAAGAAUCAAACACUAACAUCUCUGUUCCAAUUGUCACAGGGACUUGGUAACAAAUGAGCCAAGUGGUUCAUCGUGUACAGUGUUCAUCAGUUUCUCCCAGAGCUCAAAUUGUGUGUGUGUGCAUGUGUGUGUAUGUAUAUACACCUCUUAUUUGAACAUAGCUUGUGCACAUAUAUAUAUAUGCACAAAUUACAUCUUCUCAUGUCUUUUUGUGCCAUGACAACUGCUGCCACCAGAACAACUUUUUUUGCCACUGUUUUUUCAUUACAUUUUUUGAAUUCCCAUCUUAAUUUUCAAAUACAUUUUAAGAAGACAUUGUUAUUUCAAAGUUUAACAUUGAGUCAAAUAAGUCUCUGUAGGAAAUAAAGAUCCCAAGACAUGGCGUACAGACUCUUAAAAGCAAGUUCAUAGAUUUCUCGUCAAACACUUUAUCUAAAGUUUAUUUUUAUGUUAUUUCUUAUUUUUUAGGUGCUUUUAUUCUCAAAGUUCUGAAAACCUUUUAGCAGUGUUUUUGGAAACAAAUGUGCAAACAGUCAAAUUAAGUAGAUAAUAUUUACAAAUGUAAAAUGUCCUCCAGAUCAACCACUAAUAGAAAGUAAACCUUAUAUUUUAUUAUUUGCCAAAAUAUUUUAUUAUAAAAUACGACCAAAAUAUUUAAAAUGCACAAUGCUUUUAACUUAACUAUGCUAAUCCUAUUUCUGUCUGUAUUGUGCUAUACCUUUUCUGAUUCAGAAUUAUAGGAAGCUUGAUAAAUACUUGAUUUUAACCAGUGAGACUGGAGGUAGGGGGACUAAGUGUUUAAGGAACAAUUGUAUGCUAUUUAGCUUAAAUUUAUUUUGUUUAGUUGGAAAUAUAAAUUAAGAGAAUUUUUAUGUAAUGAGAUAUGACAACUAUAAUGGAAAUUAAAGAGUCAAAUAAAGCAAAGAAAUGAAGGGCUGGAAAAAUGAAUUUUGUAAUAUUCUCAGGAUACUUUUAUUACAAAAGUAUAUUGUUAAAGAUUUUGUAAAUUGUACUUCAUAAUUUUAAAUGUAUUGAGCAAGCUGCAGUGAGCACACUGUGGUUAUACAGAGAGAUGCACAUAAGAACCUGUAUCUAUAACUGUGCAAUAACAGUAUACAACUCUUCUGUCAUGGAGAAAUCCAUGACAUUACAUACAAUAUUAUUGUUUGAUGUGGUUAAGCUUAAGUUGUUUUUUAGUUAUCACUUCACAAAUCAAGACUCAGAACACUUCAAACACUUUCAGUGAGACAGAAAAUUUACUAUUGUGCUUACUAGAACACAAGGCAUUAGUGAUGAACUAUGAAGCAUUUUAAUGGUUUAUAUGAAUAACCAUAAGUUAUAUAAGACCAUCCAU